Molecule: messenger RNA, 5294 nt
Organism: Astyanax mexicanus (Mexican tetra)
Lineage: Eukaryota; Metazoa; Chordata; Actinopteri; Characiformes; Acestrorhamphidae
Gene: skic3
Product: tetratricopeptide repeat domain 37
Exons: 41
Coding region: 151-4851 (1566 amino acids)
Cellular component (GO): Ski complex
Molecular function (GO): protein binding
Source: RefSeq, a predicted model, not a curated record
GUAAAGUUAAGUACAGGAUGAAUCCGGCUAUGAGCUACAGUUAGGUUAUUGUUUGGACUUCGUUUAUGGCAUUUUAAUUUUUAAAAACGCUUCUAUAAAGUUGACAACGCAUGAAAGGGUUGUUUUAAGUUGCGCUACAUUACUGAGAAAAUGUCUACUAAAGAAGUGAAGGCAUCUUUAAAAAGUGCCAGAGAGGCAAUCAAAAACAAGGAGUUUAAAGAAGCUCUGAAACACUGUAAGGCUGUUCUGAAACUAGAGAAGAACAACUACAAUGCCUGGGUUUUUAUUGGAGUUGCAGCCAGUGAGCUGGAGCAGCCAGACCAGGCCCAGAGUGCCUACAAGAAGGCAGCAGAACUGGAGCCUGAGCAGCUGCUUGCAUGGCAGGGCCUUGCAAAUCUGUAUGAAAAAAGUGAUCAAGAAGACUUCAAAGCUGAGCUGCCCAAAAUUUAUCAGAAACUCAUAACGUUAUAUGAAACUUCAGACAAAGUCAAAUGCUUUGAAGUGAGUAAGAAGUUGGUGGACAUCUAUCAGGCUGAAAAUAACUAUUUAAAGGUGGCAAGAGUGUGGCUGCGACUCAUCCAGGUGAGGGAGGCAGAGGAAGGCGUGGAGAAUUUCGAGCUGCUUGGACUUUGGAGAGAAAUGAUCAAGCAGCUCCAGGGCACUGUGGAAAUGCAAGACAAUGAGACUCAGCAACAUCUCCUCUCUGCUUUUGAAAAAGCUCUCCAACUAACAGAAAACAUACCGGGUGAGGACCAUCAGCAAAUCACAGAAGAUUAUAUCAAAUAUCUUUCAAAACUUCCUCAUGAAGUGGCAAAGCUGAAAGAAGUGUGCGCAACCAUGCUGACCCUCUACCCAAAAGACACCUAUCCUCUAGCAGUACUCGGAGAGCAUUAUCUGCUGUCAGAUGAUUGCAGUGAAGAUGCUGUUAGCUGCUACACUCGUCUGCUGGAGAUGGACCCAGUCAGUUCACUGGCCCACUUUGGACUGGGUCUAAAGUCUCUUCAGGAUCAGAAAUAUGAAGAUGCUGCCAAAUGUUUUGGCCUUGGACUGAGACGAAUGGGCUCCAGUGUCUUUGGCUUGUACAACCUCGCUCAGGCUGAAUUAAAAAUGCACAAAUAUUCUGACAGUGCCUUUUCCUCAUACCAAGGGCUGAAGGUGUGCACAGGUUAUGAUAAGGAUUGGACCCAGAAGCUGCAGAGAGUGAGACUGGAGGCCCUUGUGAGAGUUGGAACAGAGCAGAGUGCAGAGGAAGCUCUGGAGAUGCUUUCUCAGAUGGCAGAUUUAAUCAAUGAUCCUGCACUGUUAGCUUUAAAAGGAAGAGCCUUCUUGCAGAAGGGCCAGCUGGCAGAAGCGUUUCAGGUUUCUUCUGAGUUGCUGAGCUCACAUCCUCAAUCUGUAGAGGGAUUAACCCUAAAGGGACUGACUCAUACAGCUAAAGAUGAGCAUCAGCUAGCAGAAAAGAGCUUUCUAGAAGCUCUGUCGCAGAAUCCAGACAGUGGGGAGCUGUAUUUCCUCCUUGGCCAACUGUAUUGGAACAUGGGGGAGGAGACACGCAAAGACAGAAGCAAAGCCCACACUCAUCUACUGAAGGCUGCUAAACUGGACCCCCGUCUGGGCUCAGUGUUCUGCUACCUGGGCCGCUACUACAGGGAGGUGGCCAAAGACUUGGGCCGAGCCAGAGGCUGUUAUAAGAGAGCAUUUGAGCUGAACUCAACUGAUGCUGAGGCUGGAGCUGCUACUGUGGACCUCAGCAUGGAACAGGGAGACAUGGACUCUGCUUUAGCGGUUCUGCAGUCAGUGACAGAGCGAGCAACUCCUGGUUCAGCCAAAUGGGCCUGGAUGAGGAGAGGCCUGUACUACCUUAAAGUAGGCCAGCACCAGCAGGCUAUUUCAGAUCUUCAGGCAGCAUUGCGGGCUGAUCCUCAGGACUGGGUGUGUUGGGAGUGCUUAGGGGAGGCUUACCUGAAUCGCCACAGUUUUACUGCUGCCCUCAAAACUUUUGCCAAGGCCCACCUUCUCCAGCCAAGCUCCAUCUACAGCCUCUUUCAGAUGGCUGCAAUCAAGCAAAUACUGGGCAGGUUUAAAGAGGCUGCAGGAGAGUAUCUGCAGAUUAUUGAGAGGGAAGAAUAUGUGCCAGCUCUGAAAGGUCUUGGUGAGUGUCUUUUGUCCCUGGCUAAGUCUGCAAUGGAGGACUGCCUGGAUGGUAAAGCAGUAGACCUGAUACAGGAAGCCAUCAAGUACUUGUUUAGGGCACUCCAGAAGCGUCCAGACCUGUCCUGCCUGUGGAAGUUGUUGGGUGAUGCCUGCACUAACUGCAGUAACGUGUCGCCUAACCGGGCCAGUGCAAUGGUGCCUGGGGCUUUGUGUGGAGCUGAACCGCAAGACCAAAACCACAUGCUGAACCAAAAACAGCUGCUGUGUCUCGGAGAGAGAUGUUAUGGGCAUGCUCUGAAACUGAUGUCAGAUGCCCCAGGUCUGUGGUGUGAUCUGGGCCUCAACUAUUACCAUCAGGCCAGGCUGCUCCCUUCUCAGCUCUCAGAACAGGAUGUCCAACAACUGCUAGAGAAAGCUCUUCAGUGUGUUAAGAAAGCAGUCAUGCUGGAAAGCGGGAAUCACACUUACUGGAAUGCACUGGGAGUGGUGGCCAUGGCGAAAGGAAUUGAAAACUUUGCCCUUGCGCAGCACAGCUUCAUCAAAUCAGUCAAAGUAGAAGCAAAUAAUGUUGUAGCAUGGACAAACCUUGGAACCUUAUAUCUGAAGAAAAACAACAUUGAGCUUGCCCAUGAGGCUUUUAAGAUUGCUCAGUCUUUGGAGCCGCUGUAUGUCAACUGUUGGAUUGGACAGGCUCUUAUUGCUGAGACUGUGGGCAGUUAUGACACCAUGGACCUCUUUAGACACACCACUGAGCUGAGCACUCAUACUGAAGGGGUGAAGGGUUACGCCCACUGGGUCUGCUCCACUCUAUUGGACAAAAGUAACCGAGACUCUGAGCUUUAUCGCUACAACAUAGUCCAGAUGAACGCUGUCUCAUCAGCCCAGGUGGCUUUAACAAAGUACACAGAAAGGAUCCAGACAGACGCUGAUGCAUUUGUAAUGCUGGGCUUUCUAAAUGAACACCUGCAGCUAAAGAAACAGGCCACUGAAGCCUAUAAGAGAGCAGUGGAGUUACUCCAGAACAGCCCCCACAUAGAGGAGCUCAGCUUUGCUGUCAGAGGCUAUGCACGGGCACUUUGUGACACAGAGCAGUCGGAGGAGGCAAUCCAACAUUACUCCUCCACACCUCUGGAGGAGCUGCAUGAUCUUACAGGACUGGCUCUGGCCUGCUUCAGGGCAGGACAUUUGCAAAAAAGCCUUAAUGCCUAUGAGAAGGCUCUUGAAGUGGCCUCCAGUGAGAAGGAGAAGGCAUAUAUACUGACGGCCUUGGCUUUACUGCAACACAGACUGGGAAACAUGGACACUGCCAAAACUCUGCUUUUCAAGUGUUCUUUGCUGAAGGAGCCAGUUCCGGAAAGUCUGGAGUGUCUCUGUGCUCUGGGCCUUGUUCAUGGAGACAUCACACUGGCCACUGCUGCUCUUUCAGAGCUGCUGAAGCUUGAGGGAGCAGUAGGGGGCGCUGUGGAGGAGCGCUGUCUGCUCACCUGCACCUUACUGGCUCUACAGGGCAACUACAGCGCUGUUCAGAGAGAGGCCUCCAGGGCUGUGUUCAGAAACCCAGGAAAUCCAUCACUUUGGGCUCUGCUGUCCAGACUGGUGCCACAGUACUGUCCCAGCAAAGCUGAUGGAGGUGCUAUGGCGGGCAGUGUGGCAUGCCAUGCUAGCAUGACUCUGGGAAAGAGGGCACUGCUGUACAGUGGAGUGAAUCAGCUGGCCUCUGGCAGAAACUCUUGGGAAGACAAGAGACGAAAUGCUCUGAAAACCAUCCAGAGAGCUGUGCUGCUCUGUCCUGAUGAUCCGGCAGGGUGGGCGGCGCUUAUGGCUGCGUGUCACACUGAGAACACAGCAUGUGCUCUCUCAGGCUCCACCCCUUGCAGGAAGGGGCUAGACAAGGUGCUGAUGACCAUGGUGUCUGAGAAAGUAAAAGGCUUGCCGAAGGAAGACAUGCUUUUGGCUCAAGCUCUAGAGGGCUGGAUUCUGCAGCAGACUGUGAGUGGACUCAAACAGAGCUGCCUGUACAAUGAAGCUGAAGCCCUCUGCUUACAGGUUUUGAGUGUGUCCCCUGAGCAUCCUGCAGUGAUCCUAUUACUGAGGCAGGUUCAGUGCGAGUGCCUUCUGUGCUCUGAUGCCGGUAAAUGUAUACCAACCGCAGUGCUGGAGCAGUUAAGUGCAGCUGUUAUGGCCAACCCCACCUCAGUGUCUGCCUGGCAUUGGCUAGCAGAUGUUUACAGCUCACAUGGUUUUCUGGCCCAGGCCUCUGUGGUCCUCAGACAAAGCCUCCAGUUGGCCUCUCAGCUGGGCCACUACACUGGAAAGAUCGGAAGCCUCCUCCGACUGGCCCUGCUCGCUCUCAGGCCGUGCAUGGCUGGUGUUGGAGGAACUGAGUGGAAGGACCUGGUGCGGGAAGCCUGUACUGAGGUGCUGAAGCUGGGCCCCUCUCCCCCAGCCAUGCUCAUUCAGGCUCUGCUUCAGUAUUCCAUCAAGAUGGGUGCCAGGGAAACGAGGCGUCUGCUGGAGAAGAUUGUAUAUGGCCCAUGUUCAGCUGAGGCCAGAACUGUUACAUCAGUGGCUCGCUGGUACCUCUUGCGCCACCUACAUGCCAAAGAUGACCUGGAGCUCAUAGAUACCCUGAUGGUGGAGGCUGAAGCAGCAGGAGACCUCAGGCUGUUGGAGUUCCACAAACGUCUUUACCCAUGAGUUCACUUACCUCCCAGAUUAAUUCACUCAGGACCAUCACCAACCUGCCAUGCAAGAGCCAGUCAAUCAUUUACAUUUCCCUAAUUCUGCAUCUACAUAAUGUCUUACUGUCUUACUUUUUAUAAUUCAGUGAAGUGAUGUUUAUGGAUUUCAUAUUCCCUCCCAGCAUUUAUGAAGCACUUUUAUUUGACCUUGAAGCUGAUCCCACUGUACUGCUAUUUGCGUGCAUCAUGUAUGAGUGGACAGAAUGAAUAUGUAAUCUGUUAAUUAUUCAGAAAAUGCAUUUUCUGGUAGAAAAAAAGUGUAUUUAUACUGGAUGGCUUUGCAGUUUAAUUUGGGACAGUGCCUUUCCACAAACAUCAUCUGACCUUCACUAACUACGAGUGCCAAAGGGUCUGGCUUGUGUUGUUUCCGAAAUUGGGAAAUAAAGUGAACAAAUCUGA